AUGAAUUCUUUUCAACUUAAUAAAGAAAUCCCAGAUGAAACUGCAGCUGUAAAAUCUCUUCAAAAACGUGGUUUAAUUCCUGAAGCAAAGGAAUGCGAAAAUGGUCAUGAAAUAAAGCUUUCUUUUGGCGCAGGAACCAAAAUGCCACUAAAAACGGUAAUUAUGUUCAUUUAUUAUUGGGCAAAUAAAGAUUCGUCUGGGGAAAGAAUAAAAAGGGAAUUGGACGUGUCUCCAGUUAAAACUGUGGACUGGAACAGUCUUCUGAAAGAAGUGUGCCUUUUUAUGGAGAAGAAGAACGAAAAUAAGAUUGGAGGAAAAGGGUUAACUGUGGAGGUUGAUGAAACCCUUUUCGCGCAGCGGAAGAAUGCUGGGGCAGCAGUGGUGCUUUGGAGGGAUCUGCAGGGAGACCAAAGAAUGUUUUGUAGAGCCUGUUGCAGAUAA
Molecule: messenger RNA, 441 nt
Organism: Strongyloides ratti
Lineage: Eukaryota; Metazoa; Nematoda; Chromadorea; Rhabditida; Strongyloididae
Exons: 2
Coding region: 1-441 (146 amino acids)
Source: RefSeq, a predicted model, not a curated record